Messenger RNA from Pelecanus crispus (Dalmatian pelican), 702 nucleotides. Lineage: Eukaryota; Metazoa; Chordata; Aves; Pelecaniformes; Pelecanidae. The record is from RefSeq and is a predicted model, not a curated record.
CUGAUGCAGCAGCAGACGACGGUUCUCUCCACCUCCCACGGCAGCUACCUGAGCCCAGGCGUCGCCUUUUCCCCUUGCCACAUCCAACAGAUCGGUGCCGUCAGUCUCAACGGGCUGCCAGCCGCUCCUAUUGCACCAACAUCAGGGCUACAUUCACCGCCUCUCCUGGGAACAGCAGCCAUGCCGGGACUGGUAGCACCCAUUUCAAAUGGGUUCACUGGAGUGGUACCGUUCCCAAAUGGGCAUCCAACCUUGGAAACAGUUUAUACCAAUGGCCUUGUGCCAUACUCAGCUCAGAGCCCUUCAGUAGCAGAGACUUUGCACCCAGCCUUCACAGGAGUUCAGCAGUAUGCAGCUGUGUAUCCAACCACCACCAUUGCUCCGAGCAUCCCUCAGCCACCGCCCAUCCUGCAGCAGCAGCAGCGAGAAGGUCCUGAAGGCUGCAAUCUCUUCAUCUACCAUCUCCCUCAAGAGUUUGGAGACAACGAGUUGAUGCAGAUGUUCCUGCCCUUUGGCAAUAUCAUUUCCUCCAAGGUAUUCAUGGAUCGUGCCACCAACCAGAGCAAGUGUUUUGGUUUCGUAAGCUUUGACAACCCAUCCAGCGCACAGACUGCUAUCCAGGCCAUGAAUGGCUUCCAGAUUGGCAUGAAACGUUUGAAGGUCCAGUUAAAACGACCCAAGGACGCUAACCAUCCCUACUGA